AUGGAGAAGUUAGUUCUAGCGCUGGUACAUGCAUCUAGAUGGCUACGCCGAUACUUUGCAGAUCAUGUCAUCACCGUCUUAACCAACUACAGGAUCGGGCAAAUCCUAUCUAAACCCGAAAUCUCUGGAAGACUUGCCAAGUGGGCUAUUGAACUUGGUGGACACACCCUUGUUUAUAAGCCGCGCCCAGCAAUCAAAGUGCAAGUUUUAGCUGACUUCUCCGCGCAAGUACCGGCAAAUCGCAUCCAAGAAUGCGAAGAAGAACAAAACCCUACACCUCCGCCGUCCCCCUCAGACAUCUGGGCACUAUACAUUAAUGGUGCGUUCAACGAGGACAUAGCGGGUGCAGGUCUGCGACUCAUCAGCCCUGGCAGCCAAGAACUCACUUACGCCAUAUGCCUCGACUUCAAAAGUACAAACAACGAGGCUGAAUAUGAGGCAUUGCUCGCAGGGAUACGUUUGGUAGUCAAACUCGACGUGCAACAUCUGGAAGCUCACGUCGAUUCAUUACUAGUUGCGGGGCAGGUACGCGGAGACUACGCCGCGAAAGGGGACAUCAUGAUCCUCUAUCUCGAACUAGCCAAGCAACUAACAUCACAGUUCACCUCCUUCAAGAUUCUACAUAUCAACAUGAGUGAAAACAAACCAGUGGAUGCACUUUCUAAACUGGCAUCAACUAGCUUCCAACACCUGGCAAAGGAUAUACGUAUUGAAGUCCUCAAAAACCCUUCAGUACCCUUCCGCCAGGUCAACGUCAUCCAGUAUGGAACAACGUCUUGGAUGACACCAAUCAUAAGAUACCUACAAUCAGGCAUCGUCCCAGAGAACAAAACAGAGGCACGCAAACUGCAAUACAAGGCGUGUCACUAUCAAAUGGGGGACGGUAUCUUAUACCGCAAGUCAUACCUGGGGCCACUCCUGCGAUGCGUCGAUCCUCAAGACGCCACAUAUCUAGUCCGAGAAAUACAUGAAGGAAUAUGUGGAAUACAUGCAGGCCUGCACAUGGUAGUGGCCAAAAUCAUGAAUGCUGGGUAUUACUGGCCUGGCAUGCACCUGCAUGCUGUUGAGAUCAUGCGCAAGUGUUUCAACUGUCAACUACAUGCACCAAAAACAUUGUGCCCAAAGAACAACCUGAUCCCCGUCACCACCGCGUGGCCCUUCAAGAAAUGGGCAAUAGACGUUGUGGUACCUUUUCUAGAUGCACCAGUGAUCCCAGCCGAAAUUGGUCUCCGUUCACCAAGAAUGCUGGCUGUUAACAAAAUUGACAAUAGCGACGAGCGCAGGCUUGACUUAGACCUCCUGGAAGAAAGCCAUGAAAACGAAGCAAUCAACGAGGCUAAGUACAAAACAAAGCUAGAAGAAUAUCACAACGCGCGCGUCCGUAUUUGCACAUUCAAUGUGGGAGCCGACGUUCUUCGCAAUAAUGAAGCUUCUAACGCAGAGCGCCCAGGGAAACUUGCCCCUAAAUGGGAAGGUCCCUACCUCAUCCAAGAGGUCUUGGGCAAAGGCGUAUACAAAUUGCAGACGUUAGAAGGAGACCCUAUCGCAAGGACCUGGAACACACAGUAG
This is a messenger RNA of Helianthus annuus (common sunflower), 1569 nucleotides long. RefSeq lists its product as uncharacterized. The record is from RefSeq and is a predicted model, not a curated record. The transcript has 2 exons. Gene Ontology annotation, molecular function: nucleic acid binding; RNA-DNA hybrid ribonuclease activity. Bases 1 to 1569 code for a protein of 522 amino acids. NCBI's taxonomy places the organism in Eukaryota, Viridiplantae, Streptophyta, Magnoliopsida, Asterales, Asteraceae.